CAGAGAGCACAUUCGCCAUGGGACUUUACGAGCGCCGCGUGUCCCCCACAGCAUCCAUGGAGGCAUACGACGCAGAACAGGACGCGCGCGACUACCACAGCGGCAUUUCGCGCUCUCUGCGGCCACCAGAAGCCUCCGGGCGCCCGAGUUAUUCCUCCUCCUCGUCCUUCCCGCGUUCAUCUUUUCCCGAAGCAGGCCGCCGCCAUAUCUCGCCCGGCGGGACCCAGGACAGAGCCGCCGCAGCGGACAACCUUCUCUCGCUCAUCCAGAUCGUCAAUCCAAGCCGUAAGCCGCAAUACGAGCAAUUGAGACGCGAACACGGAGCAUCAGGCCAUUUCAUGCACCCAGGGCUGGGGCGUCAUCAGCGACUCAGGGAGGGAUUUGGCAGCAUGUCGGGUGCCCUGACGCCUCCUGGCACUGCAGAGGAGCACGUCGGUCGAGGUAGGAAGAGACUGGACCCUCCUACGAGCCCCAAGAAGAGGCGAGUCGGGAGACCUGCGAAAUAUGCCGCUACAGACGACGACGGAGACAUCGCCAAGAGGAAACGACGGGAUAAGAAACCUACGUAUAUAGUCCGUAAAGAAAAGAAGGCACUGCUCGAAGCAGAGCUGGUUCAGCUCAAGCAGCAGGUCAUUCAUCUCAGAAGAGCGAGUGGGAUUCCAGACGCGUUCUUCGCUGAGAAGGAGCAGCUCUAUGCGCGCAUCCAGGACAAUAACAGACUCCGAGCAGAGUCCAGGAAGCAGGACUUGCUGCUUCGAAACGCACACGCUAUUAUGGCGGCCGAGUACUUGAUGAAGUGCCCCGAGAGCCCCAUCGAGACGUUUAUCCAUCUCACGGCCGAUUUAAAGCAAAGACGAGCCGCUCUGGUCCAUUUGAAGGACAAGAAGCUGAGACAAGCCGACGAGUUCAUCACCGAGCGAGCCAAAGUCAUGCCGCGCCUGACGCAUUGGUGUCAGGAGAGCAAAUUUGAGACCGAGGAGGGACAUUUCUGCGCCGAGAAGAUGGACAAUACGCCGUUCCAUGGCGUCAGGUCUGUGCGCCAAGUGUUCGAGGCGCUGCAGUUUUUCUUCCGGAAUAUGGAAAUCAGCAUCUCCGAGAUGCUGGGGGACAUCACAGUGCGCGAAGAUGACGACAGCACAGCGAGCGACGCCUUCUCGAACCACCGACUGGUUAGCACCAUGUCGCAGGGCGUUAAGGUUGAAAAGAACAUUGUGAAGUUCUUUAAACUGGUCGAGCCAGAUGUGGACGACGAGCAGGAAAGACAAGCUCCCUAUGCUCUAGUCGCCACGGACUCGGUGGAUCUGGAUGAUAUGUACCCAUACGUCCCUGAAGAACGCGUGCGAAUGGACAUCAACGCAGCCAUGAAGUUUACGGAACAUUUCUGUAAGAGACCAGCGAACCGGAAGACAAAGACACGCACGCGUCAUCCACUGUAUGGAACGGGGGGCUUUCCGUAUCCUCGGGACCCCGAGGAGGACCAAGACGACGAAUACGAACGUGUGGUGGUCCUAACGCGGUUUUUCCGGGUCAAGUUGCACCAUACAGAGAUGGAUAUCCCUCCCCACGUGCUCCAGGAAGUCCGUCAGGGACUCGCGUGCUUCUCAGACACGAUGGUUCAGAGUAUGCACCGUGUUAUCUACGAGUCUCGUUAACAAACCGUCAUGUUAUCAGAUCCUACGUAACGUAUGUAGAAGUAAGCUUAGUUUGCAGACAUUCAUCCUUUUAACAGCAGAAACAUGCAUACAUGUUUUGUC
This is a messenger RNA of Phytophthora infestans T30-4, 1754 nucleotides long. RefSeq lists its product as uncharacterized. The record is from RefSeq and is a predicted model, not a curated record. Lineage: Eukaryota; Oomycota; Peronosporomycetes; Peronosporales; Peronosporaceae. The transcript has a single exon. The coding region runs from base 18 to 1652 and encodes 544 amino acids.